Doryrhamphus excisus (bluestripe pipefish) is the source of this 3352-nucleotide messenger RNA. Lineage: Eukaryota; Metazoa; Chordata; Actinopteri; Syngnathiformes; Syngnathidae. The record is from RefSeq and is a predicted model, not a curated record.
AUGUCACUUAAUAAAAGAGGUGUGGCUAUGAGUGGAGGAGGCGGAGUCACAAGACUGUCAUUCAUUCAAAUGUAUUUCAAAUGUCUCAGCAGUAAAACUUGUUUGGCUUUUGUGUGGAAAUCCCUAUCUCAUUGUUUCCCCACUUUAAAAAAAAUCAUACGGCGUGAUGUCACGUGUUUCUUUUCCCACGGUCACACGCUUGAACCCGAGGGGGUACUUUUUUUUUGUACCUGUGUCCGUGACGUCAAUAGAUUGAACUCUUCUUGGGCAUCAACGACCCGAAUGCCGAAACGCGCACGCGCACACUUCGACGCUGCAGUGCGCGGGAGCGUGCAUCAUCAGGAGAAGAGCCGCCUCUUAUUUGCACACUCUGCAGAACCGACACCAUCUGACAGAGCAGACGCGGACUGGACCGAGCGGGCCGCGGGAGCAGCCGGUGGCCGACAGGAAGCUGGUGAUUGCGGUCAAGUCGUUCGGUCGAAGGUGACAGGGAUCAAAACAUUUGAUCAGGAUGAUGAUGAGCUCGCCAUCAGACAAGAUGAAAAAAAAGUGGUCAAAGGACAGUCUCACUCUGUUGCCAUGUUUCUACUUUGUGGAGCUUCCCAUCGUGGCAUCUUCCAUGGUGUCGCUUUACUUCCUGGAAUUAACGGAUGUGGUGCGACCUCCGCAAGUCGGCUUCCGCUGUCACGACCGCGAGCUCAGCAAACCAUACGUGGAUGGAGGAGACGAAAUGAUCCCACUGCUCAUGCUGCUGAGCCUCGCCUUCGCCGGCCCAGCAGCCUCGAUCAUGCUGGUGGAGGCUUUCGUUUACUUCCUGCAGUCUCGGACCAAAGUACGCAGAGCGGAAGGGAGCAUCAAUGCCGGAGGCUGCAACUUCAACUCCUUCCUGAGGAGGACAGUUCGCUUUGCGUGCAUGUGUUCGGUCUUUGCGCAACAGCGCUAGUCACCGACAUCAUCCAGCUGUCGACGGGCUACCACGCUCCAUUCUUCCUCACCGUGUGCAAGCCGAACUACACCCACGUCGCCUGUGACAGCAACGCUUACAUCACAAAAGACAUCUGCUCCGGACAUGACUACCAUGCCAUCAUGGCUGCCAGGAAGACCUUCCCAUCCCAGCAUGCAACUCUGUCUGCCUUUGCUGCAGUGUAUGUGUCUAUGUAUUUCAACGCCACCAUUUCAAACAGCACCAAGCUGCUGAAGCCCGUCUUGGUCUUCUUCUUCGCCAUCGCCGCCGCUCUGACGGGCCUCACUCAGGUCACGCAGCAUCGCAGCCACCCUGUUGACAUCUAUGUGGGCUUCCUGAUCGGAGCGUUCAUUGCCGCCUACCUGGCUUUUCAUGCAGUGGCCAACUUUAAGUUCUCUGACAUCACUUUGGCUCCGCCUCCUCCACCCGCACUGGAGGACCCUUUACGAGUGCUGACUGAGCGAGGACACGAGUCUGUUUAUCAAAAGGGCCCCGCUUCAGCCUCUGAGAGCAACGAUGAGAUAGCAGCGACCCCUGCCCCCCUGGACUGUCGAGACAGCGUGGGGCCCCUUCAGAGGGAGGUUGCCUCCAUGGGUAGCCUGAAGAGAGCGAGUGUGGAUGUGGAGUUGCUGGCUCCUCGCAGCCCCAUGGCCAAGGAGACCAUGCUGACCUUCAGCAACACUUUGCCACGAGCCAGCAUCAGUGUCAGCGAGGGAGCACCUGGUCCGGUUCAGCACAUCCAACCGGUCCAGCCCCGGCUGAAGGCAGUCCACGUCCCAAUGGACCCGGUCUCAUCACAGCGUCUGAUGUCAGAAUGGAAGCAGAAGUCGAUGGAGAUGCGAGUCCAGAGUAUGCGGGACGAGAACGAGACCAAUGAAGACGGCUCGGCAGCGGGGACAGACGAUCGAGGUUCUCAGGGCCCCAUCUGCCUGCCUGCAUUUUCACCUGGCAAGAGCGUCUCCAGUCGCAACCCCACUCCUCCUCCGGGUGUAGCCAAAGCCAUAGCAACCCCGAGACCACCUCAGAUCCCUGAAGCAGGACCCCCACCAGUCUCACCCAAGAGUUUGCUGGCCCGCGCCAAGUGGCAGGCCAUUAGAGAGAAAACAAGCGGGGACGCGUCAGGUCGUGUCGCCGCCAACCAGCCACGUCUGAUCCAAGUGGUUGCCAUGUCCAAGCAGCAAGGCUUGCUGGGGUCCUCAUCUUCGGGUGAAAAAUCUUCAGAAACUGCUUCCACCUGCUCUGGAACUUCCUCCGCUGCCACCUCUCCACGAUACCGGCCGACCUCCGAGAAGCAGCGGGAGGGAAUCGUCACUGUGGAUGCCCACGCCACCCACCAUCCUCUCGCCCAAGCUCCAACCCCUCCACGAAGCGAGCGUCCCUGGGAGUGGGGCGGAGGAGACCUACGUGACACUUAUGACCUUAACAGCCUCCAGCGAGGAGAUUCCGCCGCUAGCGGCAGCAGCUUCCGGCCGCAUCGAUCCGGUGGUGUUCCGGAACCGGCACCGCCUCAUCCACAGUUUGAAGUGUUGACAGAUGCACAGAGGAGGGAAAUGGCGAUGAGACGCAAGACGGCGCUGGUUCUUCUGGAUCGAGAUGGUCAGCAGACUGACGAGGAAAACCAUUUCAAGAGUUUCCAAAGUCGAAGAAUGAAGGAUUAGGCCUGUGCCUUUCAAAGUAAAGGCUGGAAUGGAUUAUUAUGAUCUGAUUCUCAGAAUGUGAAGCUUCAACUGCAGUGAAACACAGUGGGCGUGGCUUAUCAACAGCCUCACGCUGAAUUACUGUGUUAACAGUGUUGUGAUAGCUCGGUUGCCUUGGUAAUGCUCAGCAUGUUUGUGUGUGUGCCUUCUGCUCUGAUUGGUGGAGGUAAAUAUUGUGUGUGUGUGUGUGUGUGUGUUUUUUGUGGCAAAAUGACAACAUGUUAAUUGUUGACGCCUUUCAUCAAUGAGCGACUUUGACUAAAAGGAGACAAAUACAGGAGAAACCCGUGAUAUUUUUGUGUAAAAAUGAAUUUGUGACACUAAUGUUGACAUUCUGACCAACGUUUAAAAUGUUGCGUAAAUCUGGCUCUUUAGCCUUUUAGCUUAGCUCAGUGACAAACCUCCCAUCCGCAAGUGAUGUCACAUUGUGGUCUUUUCAUCCAAUCAAAGAUUAGUGGUGGCUUUCAGUGGUGACAGGAUGCCAUGACUUUGAACACAUCUUUAAAAAAAACAAAAAAAGAUUUAUUGUUGACGUGAGCAGACAGCAAUGUUUCAAUGUGAAAAAUUUUAUUGAAUGUAAACACAUGCUGCAUGUUACCGUCAAAUAUCAAAUAAAAUGUCUUCUUCACUUUACAAUACAAUUGUUCUGUGGGAUUUCUCUUCACAAAGGAAAUAUUACUACUACUACUAC